AGAUGGCAGGAGAUGCCUGGUUGAACGAGCAUGAUGCGGGAGCACGACUGGCCCAGGACAUUAUGGAAAAGAUCAAUGAAAGGAACAAGCAAAAUAAAAACAGCACAAGUUACAGUAAACUUAAUGCCCAGAUACGAUCUUCUAUGAAACAGUUCUCGUCUAAGCUAAACAAACUGCGGGAUGAUUUAAUGAAGCUCUCAACAUCUUACCACAUCACUCAGAGAGAAGUAGACAGGAGACAGAUUAUGAUGGAUAACCUGAAAACCAAGGAGAAGCAGAUGGAGGCAGCAUUCAGGCAUGAUAACAGCGAUACCAGGUACUCCCUGCUGGGUACAGGGACCUCACAAUCUGGAUACAAUGCCUGGGGCAUAGGGCAGGAAGAGCCGGAGGAAUACAGGGGUGUCACCAGUCAGGACAUAAGACAACAACAACAGUCCAUCAUCAGGGAACAAGACCAGGGCUUGGAUGUGUUAUCAAAUGCGAUCGCCAGACAGAAACAGAUGGCAUUAGAUAUAGGAGAUGAAGUGGAUGCUCAGAAUGAUUUACUAGACGAUAUUAUCGACCACACGGACCAGACCGGUGAACGUCUGCUCAAAGAGACUCGACACAUAGCCAUCGUGGACAGGAAGUCAAACACAUGCUGUUAUUGGGUGAUCAUUAUCCUUCUAUUUAUCGCCAUUGUGGUUAUCGCCGCUGUGCCUUUUCAUGGGAAAGCCUAACGCUUCUUCAGGGAAGCUGUUAAACUGACUGGAGUCCUAAUCACGUUUGUCCCAACUGUUUCCAGAAUGAUGUCCGAUGUUCCCAUGUAACAGCUCUUACAGUCUGAUGCUCAGCACAAACCUCAACAUUCAUGUACAUAUACUCUUUUGACAAAACCAGGAUUUGCUGUACUGUGUUGGUUUCAUUGGAUAUUCUGCAUUACCAGUACAGAUGGCAAAUGAAGCCAUUAAAUUGUAUCUCGGCCAGGUACUGACACUAUAAAAUCUCAACUGUUAGGCAUGGUAGUCUUCAGGUGUCAGAGGUGCAUCCGCACACCGUAGAACACCUAGGUUUGCAAUCAAUGUACUGUAAGAUUGGUCAUGAUAUGUACAUACACAUAUUUAUAUAGCUGUAUUAAUUAUGUAUUUGAUUGCAUUGUAUGUGUAAGAACUGUAUAUG
Molecule: messenger RNA, 1158 nt
Organism: Liolophura sinensis
Lineage: Eukaryota; Metazoa; Mollusca; Polyplacophora; Chitonida; Chitonidae
Product: syntaxin-8-like
Exons: 9
Coding region: 3-719 (238 amino acids)
Biological process (GO): vesicle fusion; intracellular protein transport
Cellular component (GO): SNARE complex; endomembrane system
Molecular function (GO): SNARE binding; SNAP receptor activity
Source: RefSeq, a predicted model, not a curated record